CACAUGUAAAGAGAGCCGGUUCAGUCAGGAAGGUAAACACUUAUUGAGGGCAGCAGUGUCUAUUACAUUGAGGUAUCAUAAUGGCACCGUUGUGAGGUUGGUAUGUUUGGCCUAGCAACACAUUUUCGUUGGAGAAGGUCUCCCCUUUGGCAGAUUGUUGCCUUGCUCAGCCCAUCUGCCACUGGGAGAGGCUCACAGUGAAGAAGCAUGUCCAGUGGGAAUGAGUCCUGUCUGUUUGAGAACGGAUCCGUCAGCUUCUUCUCCUGCUUAGUUCAUGUGUGGGAGGCAGGGCUCGGGCAGCUCGAAGACUACCUCAGUUUCUUGGAGUAUCUGCUCUGGGUUUUCACACCUCUAGCCAUAGUCUUCAUCCUGCCUUUUCUCAUAGUCAUCCUCCUCUAUCUGUCCAUACUCUUCCUCCAUGUGUACAAACGUAAGAACCAGUUGAGGGAAGCUUAUUCCAAUAACCUGUGGGAUGGUGCAAGAAAAACUCUGGCAACCCUAUGGGAUGGACAUGGAGCUAUUUGGCACGGUUAUGAAAUCCAUGGUUUAGAAAAGAUUCCAGAUGAAGGACCUGCUCUUAUAGUCUACUAUCAUGGAGCUAUUCCUGUAGACUACUAUUAUUUCUUGGCAAGUGUUAUCAUUCAAAAGGGAAGAACUUGUCAUUCGGUGGCUGAUCAUUUUCUGUUCAAGGUCCCAGGGUUUAAGCUUCUCUUGGAGGUGUUCAGUGUGAUCCACGGGCCGCAGGAGGAGUGUGUGAAGGCCCUGCGGAACGGCCACCUCCUGGGCAUCUCUCCUGGAGGAGUUCGGGAGGCCCUGUUCAGCGACGAGACAUACCCUCUGCUCUGGGGCAAACGCAAAGGAUUUGCACAAGUGGCCAUUGACUCUAAAGUGCCAGUUAUACCCAUGUUUACUCAAAAUCUGAGGGAGGGAUUUCGCUCUCUUGGAACAUUAAGAUUUUACCGCUGGGUAUAUGAGAGAUUUCGCCUACCGAUAGCACCCAUUUAUGGAGGAUUUCCAGUCAAGUUUCGCACCUACUUGGGUGACCCCAUUCCAUACGACCCCAAACUCAAUGCAGCUGAGUUAGCUGAAAAGGUGCAAGAGGCAGUUCAAGCACUUAUCGACAAACACCAGAAGAUACCUGGAAACAUCCUCCGAGCUCUUCUAGAGCGAUUCCAAAGGGAACGCAAAGAAGAUUAGCACACUUGCCUUUUCUCAGACUGAACGAAUAAAUAUGCUUCAAGCAUAAUUCAACUGAAUACUAGAGAUUUUAUAAUAUUGUUACAUCAUAAGAUUAGCAACUACGUUACUGACACUCCUAAUGGAAGUAUCAGCAUAUACUGCAGUGUUGCAUAUCAAAUAAUGGUGCGUGUCUUUGUAACGUCUGGUUACGUGUAGUUUUGUGCAUUUUAAAGAGUGUGUGUUUGUUUUUUUAAUUUACAACUUAUUUGCACACUUUGAUUUUAUUCAAAGGACCACUGCCAAAAUAGUUUCCACAAAGCCUUUGGUUAGUUUUUCUUUCUUUCCUUUUAAAAAUAUAACAUUCUGUCCUGGAAAUCGAAAAUAUUUAUCUACCUGAAGGAAAAUUGUGCAUACUGUGAUUUUUGGGAUUUUGUAAGCACACUUAAUAAUAAUGAUGAGAGAUAUAUGCUUGAACAUUUGUUGUUUGAUGUUGAAUAUUUACAGUUUUAGUCUAACAUCUCUGUAUUAAUUUUCAGAGGUCAACUGCUGUCUAUUUAAGCAUCAGUUGAUAUUGGUUUGUCCCGCUCUCAGAGCUUAUCAUAAUAUUCUGAUUAUUAAAAAAAAAGUAUGCAAUUACUAAUGAUGUUAUUCAGGCAACGAAGCAUACACGUUUUUCAGAAUUCAUUAAGAUUUUGUAACAUUCCUGAAAUUUAUUGAUUUACUACUUCAUUACAUAAAGGCUGUUGAAUCUAAUAAGUUGUGAAAUUUGAUCGGUGUGGAAAUAAUGGCUGUUAAUGUAUGAUUUUAUAAAAUAUUUUGUUAUUCACAAUAAAACUGAAUAUUCCUAUGGAUUCAGUGUUGGUAAAACAGUUUUAAUGCACUCUUGUGCUUAGUAAACCACUCUCCCAUGAUCCUCUGGGAGACAAUGUCUUGUGUGUGACAAAGAUCAAAUGUGAGCAUGAGCGCAGUCUUUGUCACCCUGUCCUGUGAUCUCUGUGCACAUUCGGUGCGUUUGGUGUAUGAUAUACAAAUGCACCAGUGUUGCUAUUUAUAAAUCUGUUUGGUAUUAACUCACAGCAUCUGUGCAUCCAUUGUAAAUCCCCCAAAAAAUCACUUGGGAAAAAAUAAAAAUUAUUUUUUUGGAAGAAAA
Messenger RNA from Sinocyclocheilus anshuiensis, 2329 nucleotides. Its product is annotated as transmembrane protein 68-like. The coding region runs from base 208 to 1197 and encodes 329 amino acids. Gene Ontology annotation, molecular function: acyltransferase activity. Gene Ontology annotation, cellular component: membrane. Lineage: Eukaryota; Metazoa; Chordata; Actinopteri; Cypriniformes; Cyprinidae. The record is from RefSeq and is a predicted model, not a curated record. The transcript is spliced from 8 exons.